Orbicella faveolata is the source of this 2759-nucleotide messenger RNA. RefSeq lists its product as uncharacterized. Lineage: Eukaryota; Metazoa; Cnidaria; Anthozoa; Scleractinia; Merulinidae. The record is from RefSeq and is a predicted model, not a curated record. Gene Ontology annotation, cellular component: nucleus. Gene Ontology annotation, molecular function: RNA polymerase II complex binding; chromatin binding. Gene Ontology annotation, biological process: regulation of autophagy; positive regulation of TORC1 signaling.
CAGCAGGCUUGCGAGGCUCGGUAAUGGCGACGUGAAACCAGUGUGGCGAUAUGAUUAGUUUUCCUUUUGGCUUGUCGUCGCGAUAUUUUCCCCAAAUUCUAACUUUUACAGGGAGCAAACCCUCCCACAGAAGCCACACUGGCAGUUUUGAUGAGUAAUAGGAAAUAUCCGAGGCUAGCGGACGGGUAUCAUGACCGGAGUCAGUAUCAUCCAUAUCAGGCAAGUUCCAAAUUCUCGUCGAAAAGUCAUUCCAACUGCAAUUCGGAGAGUGGUCGAGAGAGGGAGAGAUCACCGGUCGGUUCUUCAAUUAGUCGAGGAAGUUCACCGUACUCCCGCCAUUCCAACUUUUCACCCCGUUCCCACCGAUCGAAGUCGUACAACCGAUCCCGAGAGAGCAGCAAAAGAGGUUCUAGCAAGUCUCCAACUGAUGCACACAGUCAUCAUACCCUUCCUAACAGUAACUCACAUGGCAAUGAGCGCCACAGCAAACCCAAUCAUGUUAACAGUGACGAGGCUUUUGUCUGGUCUCAGCAUACCAGCUCUUCAGGAAAGAUGUAUUAUUACAACUGUAAAACAGAGAAGUCACAGUGGGAGAAACCAAAGGAAUGGAUUGAACGAGAGAGAAGAGAGAAGGAGAGAAAGGACAAGGAAAAAAGAGACUUUGUGGGAAGCAAAGAUGGACGAGACAUUCGCGGAGACUCCUCUCUUCACCGAGAACACCUGGCUUCCUCUAAACCAAGCAAAUACAUGUCCCCUUCAAAGAGUAUUCACAGAGACUAUCAUAGCUCUGCUGAUAAACGAGAAGGAAAUCAUGCAGACAUCAGGAACUUCUCUGGAGAGCAGAAAAAAGAUAUGCAGAGACUUAGCGAAUCUAUGGACAGAGGACAUCAGGUGGUCAAGACAUGUUCAGUGCAUACUGCAGCUCUUCCAACAGUUGUGUUUAGGCCUAAUCCUGUGGUGGCAAAUUUUGGAGGGGAGACUGCAGUUUCACCAGCAGGAAGCUUGCAAGAUGUGUCACCACCAACCACUCCAUCAUCACGUCCCAGCAUCUACGACCAGUCUUCGCACACUCCAUCACCAAAUGUAAUCACUUCAGUUUCACCGCAAGUUCCCCAGCACCAUGGAGUUCCCUCUCCUCAGCUUCAGUUUCCUCAACAGUCACCACAGUUUCCCCCAAGACACGGAUUGCCAUUAGCUCAAAAUGCAUUUCCUCAGGUGCCAGUGAGUGGUGCUCCAAGAGCACCACAGCAGUACCAAUUUGCACCACACCAGUAUGUUGUACCACAGCAAACCAUUCAACCAGUUCUGCCUCAAAUGAAUGAUUAUAGACAGUAUGCUCUUGUAAAUAGUACUGGCCCACCUCUGCCACAAGUAUCACAGCAAGUCAGCACUGCACCUUUACCCCUUGCAGUCCAAGUUCAAUCACCGCAGCCAGUUGUGUUUAACAAACAGGUCUCCCCUCAGCCUGUUCUUCACCCUCUUCAGCAAGCUACCCUUGUGCUGCAGCAACGAAAGAUGUCAGAGGCACAAGCUGCAGCAGCUGCAGGCAACAUUCAACAACCAUAUGCUAUAGCAGCGGCCACCAAUGCACUACCACCAACUGCAGGUCUCCCUCAGCAGGCUGUGUCGCCAGUCACAGUUGGUUUACACCGCAAGGAUGAUAGGCCACACCAUAGCUCGCCAGGUUCCCCAGUAGUAUUUUCACAACAGCCAUCGCUGAAUGAGCACACCCCACACCACUCCUCUCAACAGGUUCCACCCUUAUCAGCAGCAUCCUCUAAUCUAGUGUCAUCUAGUCCUCUUUCUCACUCUUCUAAUGCAUCAAGUCCAGUUCCUGUUGCACAACCUUCAGUUCCCACAGUCAACUUACAAGCAAUAGCAAAAUAUGUGGAUAAAAAUCUUACAUCUCAUUUGUCUUCCUGGCCAACAGAGACUGUAGAUAGACAGCUACAGAAACUUUGGGAAGAAAGUAGCUGCUAUUCAAAUGACAGUGAUAAAGCUAAAAUAGAGCAGAUUCGACUGCAGUCAGAAGUAGGUUUUAUGGAAAUGAGACUAGAGACAGCAAGUAGAAGAAUUUCUUCCCUCAAAGGAAUGACUAGGACUUUAGAAGCCCUCCUUGCUGAAUCUGAUGCAAAAUUCUUGUCAUAGUGGUGACUUGCAAGCAGUUGAAUGAAAUCAAACAGGAGACAAGCCACUCAGAAAUAGGCAAACAGCAAAGAACUAGAAAAUCCUAAAGUGCUCCCAAUCGGUGGGAUAUGCCCCGAAAGUGAACUCCGUAGGCACAGUGUACAGUUAGUUCAAAUGCCGCUAGGCUGAUGUCCUGGCAUUACUGUUGAUGAGUAACUUUUAAAGACUUGAACAAUCACGCAAGCCGGUCAUUCGAAUGGUAAUAAAAGUGGUAGUUUUGUAUUUUAAGUUCUUGAUCAAGACAGCUUUCUGUCUGGAAAACGUGAUAUUUCGAGGUAGAUAUGUACUUGGCAAAGCCAAGUUUAUUUGUUGUGUUGAGGUUUCAAACACUUCUAACCCCUCCCCAAAACGUUUUCCUGUAAUUCCCCCCCCCCUCCCCCUUCACUAGUAAAACCGUAAGCGACAAUCGUAAUACUGUUAGAAAAGCCACGAGUCGUUGUAAAAUAAAAAUUAAAAAAAAACUUGACUGGUGACAAAGUAAAGAAUUAUUUACUUCUUAUAUGUCAUUUUGAGUAUUUGUACGAAAUAUGCCGUCAACUGACUUAUAAUAAAGUUUUUUUGUUGUGGUGUGA